GGGGGCUCGUCGGUCGACAGCCUCGGGGUGCUUGUAGAGAGUAUGCUUGAUUUGUGUGGAUAGGAGGCAUGGGGCGGGCGACUCCGCCGUUAGCGUAGCAGAUUUUAUUGCUCUUUCUUUCAGUUUUGUUGUUUGUGUGUUUGUGGAGUGUGUGCGCGUGCUAGCGUUUUCUUCCUGUUUUUUAAAUACUCUCGUCGCCUGCUGCCUCGCCUCUCACUAUCUCUCUCACUCUCUCCCUCCCCUCCUCCCUCCCUCCAUCACCGAGUACAUAUUCUUCUUCCUUCCCGAUUUCUUCCCUUUCUUUCUGCGAGAUUUUUCUGGCCCAGGGUCGGCAGACAGACCAUUUUUGCUGCUGCUGAUGCUGUUGUGUAUCUAUAUUGGUGAGUGAGUGUCGUGGCCAGUCACUGACAACAAAUCCAAACCCCGAACAGAAAAACAGGAGGAGGAGUAGGAGGCGGAGCUGCUUCGGAUUCCUCGGAGCAGCGAGUAGUUCGCUCAAGGAACAAGGACGAGACGUGAUUGGUGCUGCUGUGCCGCGCGCUUCGGGGUUCGGGCUUUGCUUGCUUGUAGGUUUGUUUUGGGUGUGAAUUUGGAGAUUGUAUCAGCUCGUGCACGAGAGCUGAGUUGUGUGGAGUGUCACUCGUCUUCUGGACAUUCCCGAGGGUGGUUGCUUCUCGGCGACUUCUGCGGAUUCAUACGAGGAGUGAGUGAGUAGUGGAGUGUACCGUGGUCGAGAUUGAGGCAUCGCCCGGUCUCCAUCAUCACGCGGUCGCUCUUUCGCUCGCCUGCCCGCUGGCAGGCUGGCUUAGGAGGAAUUAGUCUCUCGGAAUUUGCAAUCAGCACAGGAGAGGACCUAGUCAUAGUAGAUCAGCAUAGAUACACGAAGCUUCUGGAUCCGUCCGUGGACACGGAACUUGAAGCAAUGGUUGGCUUGUGCGAGAGGAAAUGAAGAGCACGACGAGCAUAGACUCCGCAUCGCAAAUUGCAGCCGUGGGAGCAGCUCACUGAGACAUAGAUAGGGAAGGACGAAGACGUCGGAGCUCCUCUCGAUGAAGAAUUAGCAAGGGAAGGGAUGAGACGAUAGAUUUGAAGGACGACUUGCGCGCAUCCACAGACUCUGAAGGAGCUCACAGCUGGGCUCUUGCACUUGCGCCAGAACGUGGGCAGCUCCUUGGGGAUCUCUAGCGAUACGCAUUCUCUCUCGCAGGAGCGCGGAUCACCAUUUCCACUCACGUUUCGGAUCGUAGCAGGCUCCACCUCCACCUCGCGCACAGCUCAGUUGCAAGGGGAGGAGCUGGUGGAAGACGAAAGCGGUCUCAUGGUGACAAGGGAUCGCUAUAAGAAUUAGCCUUCGAGGCAGGAGCGAGAAGAAGGGGCACGACGGGGGCCAAGUUGGGCAAAGCGGGGUUGGGGGACGGGGAUGGAGGUCUCGGUGGUAGCAGCAGGACGGCAUUGCUCGGGAGCAAGCCGGCAACCACUCUCCUGCAUAUUGUAUCGGGCUCGCGCUACAUCCGCGCACUGGUGUCGAAGAAGCGACGGCGCCUGGUGGUUGAGGGAUACGAUCUGGAUUUGUCCUACAUAAAUGAUCGCCUUCUGGCCAUGUCGUUCCCAGCUCAGAAUAUGCAAGCAUUCAUCAGGAAUCCCAUGUGGCAAGUCCAAAGAGCGCUGGACCUUCGACAUGGCUCGCAUUACAAGGUCUAUAAUCUGUGUUGUGAGGCCACGUAUGACCCAGAGAAUUUUCAUGGGCGGGUGGAGGAGAUCCCCUUUGAUGAUAAUCAUGUGCCUCCUCUGUCACUCGUCAAGUUGUUCUGUGAAAGUGUGCAACACUGGCUGGAUGAAGAUCCGAACAAUGUGGCGGUCAUACAUUGCCGUGCUGGUAAGGGGCGGACAGGCUUGAUGGUUUGCGCAUUUCUUGUGUACGAAGGGAUGGGUCCAGAAGAAGCGUUGCAGUUAUAUGCAGAUCGGCGCACGACCAACAAUGAAGGGGUGACGAUUGCGAGCCAACGAAGAUAUGUAGGUUACUGGAGUAAAAUUUUGACGUUUCCAAAUGGGAACCAAGGAGGCGGGGUACCAGAAGUACACCUACCUCCGGCCAAGUCUCGAGAACUCCGCAGAAUACGGCUGUAUGAUACGAUUAAUACUGAUUGUGUCCAGUUCAAGAUCCAGCAGGUGGAAGAGGUCCCAGGACAACUAUACCAACCAUCAGUGGAAGUUACGCAGGGUUUUUGUAAGCCUUUAACGGAAGGGUGUCACCGCACUAUUAGUCCCAGAUAUUACUUAUCAUUUCUACCCAGAGAAGGAGAUGAAAGAAACGGUCAAGAAAGUCAUCCUCGGUGGGUGGUGCAAAUGGACACUGAAAGGCCAGUUGUUGCGAAGAAGGCUUGUCUGGAUCACUGCUUUGAGAGACCCCUUGCGAUUGCAGGAGAUAUAAGGGCAGCUUUUUUUGAUAAGAGUGGUGGUCGUUUAUUCUACGCAUGUUUCAACACCUUUUUUAUUGCCAAUAGCAUAAUACAGCUGGGCAAAGGAGAUUUGGACAAAGUGGGAAAACGAGCGAAGGCCAUUUGUGGGUCGGGGUUUUGUCUCGAAUUAGUAUUUGGACCUGCGGAGCCUCAUAUUCCUGUCCCUGCCCUGCCUCAUAAUCCUGACGAUUCGUUCUAGAUCCUAAAACUUUCAAGUAGCCCCACGUUUGGUAUGGUCAAAAACUUAGAGCACUUACGAGCGCCAAAGAUUGAAAUUGCAUGUGUAUUUGAUACAUGGAUCGAUGCGAGAGCCUUGUUAGCAGGACGAAGAAAAAUCUUGUCGGAUGAAGAGAAUUGUCACAGUAGUGAGCUGCCUCAGGUGGAUUAAGCACAAAAGUGUGUAUUUAGAGCAGGUAUCAAGCUUCACAUCAAGUGAAGCUAAAUAAAAUCUCACCAUGACUAAGUAUGGAAGGAGUUCAAUCACCCUUGCAUUGACAUGCAAAAUGGAUUAAGCUCUCCCACGAACGUAUCUUGAGUUCGUAAAACAUGUCGUAGAUUUAGUAAUAGUAUAAAUCUUUUGUAAAUGUAUUGCUUUCCUUAGCUAAAGGAUAGCUAGUUGCAGUCCAAAGGAUUGCCUGGUUAAGUCAAAAUCAACUUCUUAGCAAGAGAGCUCUCAUUUUGAGAUGUCAAUCUUCUCAUUCAGGCUUUCUUUUUGAGUGAAAGUUAUCUGUUUCCAAGUCUUUCGAGCUGGCGAUUAUCUCCCAGGCUUGAGUCUUGAUUGACUCUCAGAAGCCAUAGCAUAUGCAUGCCUUAUGCCUUUGUAUUACAUUGGUUCCCGUUUUUUUGGGACCGUAGAAUUCUCACAACUAACUCUAUCAUGGAUUGAUGUAUUCCGGUGAAGAAAGGGCGCUUCUUUGGUGAGUCCCUCCGAACGGGUUAUUUAUUUAUACAUAUAUAUUUUGAAGGAUUGCGUAGAGGAAGAAGAUUACAGAAAAUUUUGAAUGA
Molecule: messenger RNA, 3464 nt
Organism: Marchantia polymorpha subsp. ruderalis
Lineage: Eukaryota; Viridiplantae; Streptophyta; Marchantiopsida; Marchantiales; Marchantiaceae
Source: the annotation of a GenBank genome assembly